Molecule: messenger RNA, 1357 nt
Organism: Manihot esculenta (cassava)
Lineage: Eukaryota; Viridiplantae; Streptophyta; Magnoliopsida; Malpighiales; Euphorbiaceae
Product: flavonol sulfotransferase-like
Exons: 1
Coding region: 38-1042 (334 amino acids)
Biological process (GO): sulfation
Cellular component (GO): cytoplasm
Molecular function (GO): sulfotransferase activity
Source: RefSeq, a predicted model, not a curated record
CGCAUAACUGGUUCUUGAGGCUUUUUUGCUAUAUUUCAUGGAAUCAUCUUCCAUUCCUUCCAGAGAGAGUGAUGUUCCAGAUUCAGCAUCUCCUUAUCAUGCAAAAUAUAAGGAGAUCAUCUCAAGCCUUCCUCGAAUUGAAAAUGGGUGGGGAGUAUCUCAGUAUCUCCAUCAAUACCAAGGCUUUUGGAUCAACACAAAUUUGCUUGAAGGGAUCAUCUAUGCUCAACACUGCUUAAAAGCUCAACCUACUGAUAUUUUCAUUUGCAGCCAUCCAAAAGCUGGAACAACUUGGCUUAAAGCCCUCUCAUUUGCCAUUCUUACAAGAAAACUUUACAGCAAUGCCUCUACAAAUCCUUUGUUUUCCGAGGUUCCACAUGAUGUUAUGCCCUUCAUUGAUGUGUUAGCUUUUACUGAUAUUAUUACUAGAGACCCCAAACUUCCAUUUUUGUCCACUCACAUCCCUUACCCUUCAUUGCCCAAGUCCAUUGUUGAGUGCAAGUGCAAAAUUAUUUACAUCUGCAGGGAUCCCAAGGAUUUGUUUACUUCGUUUUGGCACUUUUCUGAGAAGCUGAGAGGUACAAGCACAAAGACCUUGCCAUUGGAGGAGGCGUAUCGGGAUUUUUGUGAAGCACACUAUCCUUAUGGGCCUUAUUGGGAUCAUGUUUUGGGGUACUGGAAAGCGAGCCUUCAAUUUCCUGAGAGAAUUCUCUUUAUCAAAUAUGAAGAUCUGCAGAAUGACACGUUCUCCUAUGUCAAGAGAAUGGCAGAGUUUAUGGGUUGCCCUUUCUCCAUUGAAGAAGAAAGUCAAGGAUUUGUGCAAAAAGUUGUCGACUUGUGUAGCUUUGAGAAGCUUAGCAAUUUGGAGGUGAAUAAGAGUAAAAAUCCCAGCUCUUCAACAGGAUUUUUGAAAAUAGAAAAGAAUGCAUUUUUUAGAAAAGGUAAGGUUGGUGAUUGGGAGAACUAUUUGACGGCUGAAAUGGCAGCUGAAAUUGACCAAAUAACUGAGCAGAAGUUCAGUAGUUCCGGCUUGUUUUUAUGAUCUCCAUCGAACAUCUCUGUCUUUGUGUCAUGAUUUUAAUCUUGUGGUGUUGCUCUCCCAUGUAUGUGUUGAAAACUGAUUUAAACGUAUUCAAAGUAUGUUCCUAUUUUUGCUGGGUCCCUGUUUUUGUUUUAUGUUCUGAAAAUAAUGUCAUCGUGGGAUGAUUUUCUGUUUUGCACGUUGCCGUGCACGUUUGUUUUGUUUCCUUGCAAAUCUGAGUUUGUUAUUUAAGAUUUCCUUGUACUUGCCUGUAUAAAAAGGGCACUUUGCAUUCAAUAAAAGUGUUGCAGUUGAAACACAAGUAUUUCUCAGUUA